Messenger RNA from Rubroshorea leprosula, 1606 nucleotides. NCBI's taxonomy places the organism in Eukaryota, Viridiplantae, Streptophyta, Magnoliopsida, Malvales, Dipterocarpaceae. The record is from the annotation of a GenBank genome assembly.
GCCACCGACUCAUUUUGAGAAAAAUUGGUGACCAAGCUUGGGAUUUUCUCUUUCUUUUCUUGUUCUUGAACCCAGAAAUCCCCCCCCCCUCUGCUGGAAAUUCCAGAUCUGCUCUGUUCCGUCCCCUGCAGCCGACCGAAGCUCCCUAGCCACCGCCAUCCAUUUCCGGCCGGGAACACCGACAAAGCUUGGGGUUUCUCCUUCUUUUCUUGCUCUAGAACACAAAUUGAACCCAGAAAUUCUCCCCCCCUGCUGGAAAAUCCGGAUCUGCUUUGCUCUGUCCGCCGGCUGCUCUUGUUGUGGGGGCAAAUUGCUUGGGUUUUGGAUUUCCCGUGAGCCCGUGAGCUUUCUUUUUCUAUGCCGCCGGCCUUCCCCCUAUCUGCAGCUCCGGUUUUAGCUGGAGAAUUAUGAAAAUUUGGGGAUAAUUCCGGUAGCUUUAGGAUGAAGUUUAAGUAUUAAUUCAAGUGAGAUUUAUAUGAUUGAGUGUUAAUUGUCUGCUGUGUGAUUUUUGGAGAAAAUCCCGUGAAUUAGCUAGUGUUUUGGCCAAUUUUUGGGAGUUGGAGUUACUGUUUACGGGGUACUGUUCACAGAACACUGUUCACACACAGAUGGCCAACGAUUAACGGGGAUUUAAAGGUUUAGUUGUGAUAUAAGAAUAAAUUUGGAGAUGUCCGGUUAUGUGGAGAUUGAUAGAAAUGGCAUUGGGAUUAGGAGUGAUUUUAAUGAUGAUUUCAGUUUGAAUUUGUGAUAGUCCGGUAUUAAUUCUGAGGUGUUCUGAUUAGGUUCCCGAUUGUUCUGUCAGUUAGCACUGAGAUUGAGUGCUCGGUUUUAUGCGAGUGAGGUAUGUAAAUCAUGGUAAAGCCCUCCAAUUUUAAAGCAUGUUUUAAACUGUUUUUGAGAUGGUGGCAAGGUUUAAAUUGAUUUUAAAUUGAUUUUAUCAGCAUCUGAAUGUGAUUAAACUGAAAUGGAAAUUGUGAUGGUUUUUAUGAGAAUUUCAUUGUUUUCUAGAAGUGAGCAUGAUUGGAAUGAAAAAGUGAGAAUUUCAUUGUUUUUCUGGAGUUAUUGUGCCGAGCAUGAUUGGUUUGAAAUUGAGUGGAGCAUGCCUAUUUGGAACUGACUGAACUGUUUUGAUUAACUGAGAGUUUUGUAAAUUAUGAUUUUUUGUUAAAUCCAUGCCCACAUGGAAUGUUCUGGUUAUUUCUGAAAUUAUGGAUUUCGAUCGUGAAUUUGGGACUUCGAUUGUGAAUUACGGAUUUUGAUUGUGAAUCCUGCAUGGUUUUGUCUAUGAUAUAGUCAUGAUUUCCGAUCCCCGCUAGUGGGUGUGUAGCACAUCCGAUCCCCGCUAGUGGGUGUAACGCUAGCACUUCCGAUCCCCGCUAGUGGGUGUGUAGCACAUCCGAUCCCCGCUAGUGGGUGUAACGCUAGCACUUCCGAUCCCCACUAGUGGGUGUAACGCUAGCACAUGUUGACAUGUUUACUGAUAUGACCGGUUCAUUCUGAUGCCUGCCUCUGGGCGAAUACAUUGGCAAAUUUCUGUCGCCUGCCAGUGGGUUGUUAUAACACUGGCCAUGACUUAUAGAUGAGACUACUGAUGAGAUUUAUUCUG